Anguilla rostrata (American eel) is the source of this 1719-nucleotide messenger RNA. Its product is annotated as corticotropin-releasing factor-binding protein-like. The transcript is spliced from 7 exons. Gene Ontology annotation, biological process: negative regulation of corticotropin secretion; hormone-mediated signaling pathway; negative regulation of corticotropin-releasing hormone receptor activity. The record is from RefSeq and is a predicted model, not a curated record. Bases 69 to 1040 code for a protein of 323 amino acids. Lineage: Eukaryota; Metazoa; Chordata; Actinopteri; Anguilliformes; Anguillidae. Gene Ontology annotation, molecular function: corticotropin-releasing hormone binding.
CUAUAAAAGGGGCGUUGUGUUAUCCGCAUCUGUACACUUGCUUGUUGCGCGCUGUAAGGAGAGGUGCCAUGUCUGUGAAUUUCAGAGUUCAGUUGUAUUGCCUUCUUCUCAUGCUCUCGGCUCUUAAGGGAGAGGGCAGAUACCUACAGGAAAAUGAAGUUACUGCAGAGGGAUUAUUUUCGCUUCUUAAUUCAGAAGUCAAGAGAGAAUCAUCAACAGAUUUUAUUUACCGUCGACCGCUACGAUGCCUGGACAUGCUGAGCGUGGAGGGCCAGUUCAUCUUCAGCGCCGACCGGCCGCAGCUCAACUGCGCCGCCUACUUCAUCGCCGAGCCCGGCGAGGUCAUCAGCGUGGAGUUCAGCGCCGUGGAUAUCGACUGCCGCAGAGGGGACUUCCUCAAGGUGUUUGAUGGGUGGUUCCUGAAAGGGGAGAAGUUCCCCAGCAACGAGGACCACCCCCUCCCUCUGCCCGAGCGAUACGUGGACUACUGCGACACGGGCAUGCCCAGGAGGGUCGUCCGCUCGUCGCAGAACGUCGCCAUGAUCUUCUUCCGCGUCCAUAGCCCAGAGAGCGGCUUUACCAUCACUGUGAGGAAACUCAUCAACCCCUUCCCCUGCAACAUCAUCUCUCAGACCCGGGAAGGCAGCUUCACGAUGGUGAUCCCUCACCAGCGCACCAACUGCAGCUUCUCCAUCAUAUAUCCGGUGGAAAUCCAGAUCGAGGAGCUGAGCUUGGGGCGGCUGGGUUCCAAUGACGCACCAGUGAAGCGGUCAGUCCCUGGGUGUGGCGGGACGGGGGACUUCGUGGAGCUCCUGGGCGGGAACGGCGUGGACACCGCUAAGAUGUUUCCCGUGGCCGAUAUCUGCUAUUCCCUAAAAGGGCCUGCCCAGCUGAAGGUCGGAUGCGAUAACGCCGUCAUGAGGCUGGUUUCCAGCGGGAAAUUCAUCAACCGCGUCACUUUCCAGUACCGCCCACUGGACCACCACGAACUACAGAAGCUCAAAGGAAACGACGUGGAGGAUUUCUGUUUCAUUGAAUGAGUCCCAGAAUCAUUUGCUGCAAGAAAACAGUUGCUGAAUUCCACACAGCCAGGUGAAUGAAGCAGAAAGAAUUCCCGUUGUUGCUGUGACGUCAUUUUUGUUAGAAAUUUAGAUGCAAUUACGCAUAUAAAAUCCCCUCUCCUCAGAACAGAUACUGUGUAAUUUAAUCUUUUUUGUUUGAUCUUUGCCAGGCUUAUACGAAUAAUGUCCUUGGCUAUUAUUUCUUUUCAUUUUAAUGGCAUCUCAGAAUUAUGCAAAUGAAAUAAAAAUAUUAAUGUUUAUUCAUUAUUAAAGCACCGUAUAUUAAGUUGUAUAUGAAGUUGCUAAGUAUUCUGGAAUAUAUACAUUUUAAAGUUAAACCUGAUUCAACCACUAUGAAAAACAGUGUACUUUGACUUUAAAGCACAGGUCCAACUAAACCCACAAUAUAUAUCUACAGUACUUAAACAAUCAAUGGAUGGGGAUAACUGAAAAUGAAAUUCAAAUUCAAAGUAUUUAUUUUGUCACGUAAAAUAUAUAUAUUUUUUGUCUGAGAAGUUCAAUAAAUGUGCAUGUGUGCUUCAUACCUUUCUGUUUGUAUGAAUGAAGGGAAGGGAAAUGCAGUAUGUUACCUAUGUAUUUAUUUGUAUUAAAUGUAUUAAAUGUAUUUGUAAUAAAAAUGGGCUGCAUGUCAACAUCA